AUGACCUGUCUUGUUUUGUGUUUCACUCAGUCGAAUAUGAAUAUGAAUGCAUUGGAAUGUCUACAAUUCCAUAAUUUCCCAUACAUUAUAUACCGUGGUUCAGAUGGUGAAUAUAUAAAGCCACGACAGAUUAUUGAACAUCCAGAUGGAUCGCGUACAAUUAUCCUUGGUGAUGUAAGUGAAAUUCCAUAUCAUUAUCGACAUGGAUAUUAUUGUGGAUGUGGUUACGGUUUUGGUGAUGCAGGUUUAUUAGGUUUAGCAGCUGGUAGACUCAUGUGGUCUCCUUUCUUAUGGUUCCCAUAUUUCUGGUGUUAA
Messenger RNA from Schistosoma spindalis, 315 nucleotides. NCBI's taxonomy places the organism in Eukaryota, Metazoa, Platyhelminthes, Trematoda, Strigeidida, Schistosomatidae. The record is from the annotation of a GenBank genome assembly.